Pichia kudriavzevii is the source of this 639-nucleotide messenger RNA. RefSeq lists its product as uncharacterized. The transcript has a single exon. Gene Ontology annotation, biological process: translation. The record is from RefSeq and is a predicted model, not a curated record. Gene Ontology annotation, cellular component: ribosome; mitochondrial large ribosomal subunit. The coding region runs from base 1 to 639 and encodes 212 amino acids. Gene Ontology annotation, molecular function: structural constituent of ribosome. Lineage: Eukaryota; Fungi; Ascomycota; Pichiomycetes; Pichiales; Pichiaceae.
AUGACUCUCGGAAGAAACUCUAAACAACUCAAGCAUACCAUCAGAAACUUAGUUUCAUCGUUGGUGAUGCACGAGCAUGUGACAACCACUCCAGCAAAGGCUAAAAUUGCAGCCAAUUAUAUUGAGAACCUCAUUUUGAAGUCAAAGAAACAUCAAUCCUCAGAGAAGGCAAGUGCCCAAUGGAGACAUCUUCUAUACGGGAAACUAUACAAUCAGGAUAUUACUGUAGACAAAGUUAUCACUGAGUUUGUCCAACGAUACCAGAACAGAUCGUCUGGAUUCACCAGACAACUCAAAUUAGAGCCUAGGUUCGGUGACAAUGCACCACAGGUUGCGCUGGAAAUGGUUGACAACGAAUCCAGAGAAAUGGCGUUUUGGUAUUUGGCGAAAACCGUUGCUAGAUUGGAACUACAGGGGUUGGCGUUAGACCCACUAACAAAGAAAAAUGUAGAUAAACUAACGGUUGGUAAAGUCAACGGGCCUGAGAAAUUCAGGGAAGUUGUCCAAAUCUGCAAAGACAAUUUCUUCAACGACGAAGAUGCGAAGCAUGAGCUGGAAACCUCCAAACCAAGAUUUAAGUCCAACACCAACGGCUUCAAUAGACAAACUACAAAUUUCGAAUUUGUUCCAAGAGAAUAA